UAUAGCAUGAAAUUCCUCUACAUUUUUCUGUGCUUGGGUGGAGCGCUAGCAUGCCAGUUUAAAGGAAAGACUUACAAAAACGACGAAGAAUGGACUGAGAACGAAGCAUUCAAGAUGAAGUGCAAGAUUGAGCCAAAUGGAUCAUGGCGAACAGAAGUGUCAGGAUGUGUGACACCCGACAAAACAGUGGUGCCGGUCAACGAAGAAGUCGAUAUCGGCGAUCAUAUCUGGGAAUGCAAAAUGAGCCCUGGAGGACAGAUUACAUUACAACAAAAGAUGAACAAGCAUGCCGCUUGCAACGGACAUCCAUUCGAUUCGGAAUGGCAGGAGAAAUCGUUCCAGUUCAAAUGCGGAGAGAACGGUGUCUCAGAGUUUGUUGGUUGUGUUACAUCUUCUGGCGCACUCAUCAAGGAUGGCGAAAAGAAAUCGGUCGAUGGAUUUGAAAUGGAGUGCAAGAAGCAUGAAAAUGGAACUGUAACACUUGGUGUGCUUGACCGAGCUGUUGACGCCAAGUGCAAAGACAAUCAAGGCAAAGAGAGGGACCAAGGCGAAAAAUGGGUAGAAAAUCAAUACUUCGAGAAAACUUGUGAGGAACGAGGACGAGUGAAAGUCAACGGAUGCAGGGUAGAUGCUGUGGACGAGUUAAUUCCUAUUAAUGGAAGCGUAUCUGCUGGAAAAUUGGAAUAUCACUGCGAAGCAAAGGAUGGCGCCUACAAAUUCUACAGCAAAGUGAAAUCAGAUGAAUGAAGUAAUUGAUAUUUGCACAGAUCGAAACGCUAGAAAUCUCAAAAUAAAAGCAAUAAAGAACAAUUUUCUUU
Cylicocyclus nassatus is the source of this 818-nucleotide messenger RNA. NCBI's taxonomy places the organism in Eukaryota, Metazoa, Nematoda, Chromadorea, Rhabditida, Strongylidae. The record is from the annotation of a GenBank genome assembly.